AUUUCCAACAAUUCAUUGCCAUCAUUCUGUCGAGUUGACUGUCGCAUACUCCUUCGCCUAACUUCGCUCUCUAGUUGUUCUCGGUCUCUACAGACUAAUUGAACACUGGGCGAUUUAAUCAAACUCGUCAUCUUCCACGAAAUCUUCAAUUCUCCCCAUUCUCCAUAUCAAUAUCUAUUCAUCAUGGGAAAUGAUGGUGGUUCUAUUCCCAAGCGACGUGAGCUCGUACGAGAGGCGGCUCGACUUCCUACAACCUCCGAACUAAAAGCUACCGCUCUCGAAUCCUUAACACAUGCCUGGACUACAUGUCCUCUAUCCGACGCACCUCUCGAUCUCUCCAAUACGGUAUCCGACUGGCGAGGGAGAUUAUAUAAUUACGAAUCCGUCCUACAAUGCCUUAUCCCUUCUUCCGAAACGCCCAUACCCGAAACCCAAGAAGCUGAAUUUGCGCGAACGGGAAUCAAGAGUCUAAAAGACGUAGUAAAACUAAAGAUCACCACAAGGAAAGAUGAAAAUGGUCGCGAGUUCGCAGCAUGUCCGGUUAGCAUGAAAGAGUUGGGCGCAGCCACUAAAGGUGUUUAUAUCGUUCCAUGCGGUCAUGUUUUUGCCGAAGUAGCUAUGAAAGAAAUAUCCGAUACCGAAAAACAAUGUCCCGAAUGUAGCGAAGCAUUCGAACAACAACACGUUAUACCCAUACUAUCUACAGACGAAGCCGAGAUAGAAAAGCUAGCGAAGAGAAUUGACGACUUGAAAGCGGCAGGACUUGCGCACAAUCUAAAGAAGGAUAAGAGUGCCGGGAAGAAGAAGCGCAAAGCAGAAGAUGCAAGAGGAAACAGAAUAGAUGGUGAAUCGCAAAAAGAGAAGAGUAGUAACCGAGCAAAUAAGACUAAAGAGGAUAAGAAGGACAUAUCAAGUCGGAUCAACAAUCCGAUGACGGCAUCUCUAACAGCAAAGGUGCUUACAGAACAAAAAGAGAGAACCAAACGAAGAAAGAUGGUAGAUGGAUAUAAGAGGAGUGAAGCUGUUAGAUAAUCAUCCUCGAAUGAAUAAUAAAUCAUACCAUGAAUAUUGUCGAUUGCUCGUCCAACCGUGCUGCCCAGUACUCUAGUUACAUAUGUACAUGUUACCUCUCUUCCCUGUCGUACUCCUAUCAUGUUCACGUACUU
This is a messenger RNA of Hypoxylon trugodes, 1166 nucleotides long. RefSeq names its product DUF602-domain-containing protein. Gene Ontology annotation, biological process: mitotic DNA replication termination; site-specific DNA replication termination at RTS1 barrier. The transcript has a single exon. NCBI's taxonomy places the organism in Eukaryota, Fungi, Ascomycota, Sordariomycetes, Xylariales, Hypoxylaceae. The record is from RefSeq and is a predicted model, not a curated record. Gene Ontology annotation, cellular component: nucleus. The coding region runs from base 184 to 1032 and encodes 282 amino acids.